AUUAUAUCUGCACGAUUAUACUCGGGACACACCGGCGCGGUCCGGGUUGAGCAUUUGCGGCUUGUUUGGAGGUGUUUCCGUGGAAAAGUUGCCGCUGUCAGGCGGACCUGACAGGUUGUUUUCCUCCCUCUCUUUCUCCGGCUGUGUUGUUGUGCUGCCUGCUCGCUCAGCUGGCUGGAGCUGGUCUGACAGCUCCGAGGAGGAAUCUGCCGGUUAACUCUCUCACACACUCACACACACACACACACUUGCGGGUUCCAGAGUAGGAAACACACUCAACUUUAUCGGCGUAAAGAGAGGAAUCUACCCCCCCGGAUCCAGGGAGAUUUUCUCCUGCAGCAGACAUACCUGGAGCGAGUGUGGUUAGCCGGUCCGCUGCUAGCCCCGCAGUCGAGGAGUUAGGAGUCGGGACGGUGCUCACGUCGCUCAGCAGGUCUGUGCAGCUGUAGCAGAGCAGCUGUGAUCCAGUCCUAGGAAGACAGACUGGGGUGGAGUUUGGAAAUUAAAGAUCACUCAGCUUGACUCAUGCACACAAAGGCAUCAACCAUCCUGACAGUCUUGCACUCUUCAUCAGAUCUGACGCCCUGGUGAAGAGAGGAGCAGAGGUUUGGAUGCAGGCCGCAUGUUGGCUGCUGUGCCUUGGCCUGGUGGGGGCACUUGCCGUGCCGAAAGACCAGGCGCCCAAGGAUGCCCACAAGAUGUUCGACGGCAAGGCUUCCCCGUACGCCAACACCUGGGUGAACAACAACUGCAAGCGGCUGGCGGGUCUCCUCCGUCAGAAGAACGUGGUCGUCAAGAAGCUGGCCUCUGCUGCCGUGGCUGUAGGAAAGAACCAGAAGCUCUCGGAGGAGGAGCGGCUCUUCGAGAUUCAUACUCUGGAGGUUUUCCAGAGCCAGCUGAAUCAGAGCGAGCGCCUGGUGUUCCAGGCCGUGCAGAGCCUGCAGAGAGCGCUGCAGGGAGACUACACCGACGUGGCCCACAUGAAGGAGAGCAGCAGGCAGAGGCUGGAGGCCCUCAGGGAGGCCGCCAUCAGGGAGGAGCAUGAGUACCAAGAGCUGGUCGCCGCUGAGAGACACCAGCAGGAAGCGGCGAAAAGCCUUUUGGCCCAAAACAAAACUCUGUCCAUGCUGGAAGAAAUCCUGGAGGAUGUAAAGAAGGCAGCAGACCGACUGGAGGAGGAGAUCGAGGAACACGCUUUCGACAAUAACAGAGAGAUGGAAGGCGUGAACGUAGAGGCCGUGCUGAGAGUGGAUGACGAUGAUGAGAACAUAGGGAGGAUUAAGAACAGGUCCCAACAGAAGCAACAUGAGGACGACCUCGGGCUGAGCAUACUCAUCGACUCUCAGAACAACCAGUAUGUUCUGAGGAAACCUCGAGACUCCACCAUGCCCAGAGCCGACCAUCAUUUCAUCAAGGACCUUGUGUCUCUUGUGAUAUUGUCCCUCCCCUGUGGCUGGAUGUGCACACUUGUGGGUCUGCCUCCCAUGUUUGGAUACAUCACCUGUGGAGUCCUGCUCGGUCCCUCUGGCCUCAACACUGUCAAGUCGAUGGUUCAGGUCGAGACCCUGGGUGAGCUGGGCGUCUUCUUCACUCUCUUUGUGAUCGGACUGGAGUUCUCGCCCGAACGCCUUCGAAAGGUGUGGAAGACGUCCGUUCAGGGCUCCUUCUACCUGAGCCUGCUCAUGGUGGUGGCUGGUCUGCUGUGGGGACAAGUCCUGCGAAUCCGACCCACCCAGACUGUCUUCAUCUCCACAUGUCUGUCCCUGUCCAGCACGCCACUCGUGUCCCGUUUCCUGGCAGGGGGAAGCAGAGUCGACAAAGAAGCAGGUGACCUGGAAUACAGCACCGUCCUCCUCGGGAUGUUAGUGAUGCAAGACGUUCAGCUCGGCCUCUUCAUAGCGGCCAUGCCGACUCUAAUCCAGGCACAGAGUGGAGACUUGGACAGCUUCCUGUUCGGCAGUCUCCACGUGCUGCGCCUCCUGGUCCAGGUCCUGGGCUCUCUCGCUGUCGUGCUGCUGCUUUUUUUCUUCAUGAAAUCAUUCCUGAUCGGCCCGUAUUACAAGAAGCUGCACACUGAGAGCAAAGGCAACAAGGAGAUUCUGGUGUUGGGAACCGCAGCUUUUGUCUUCUUCAUGCUGACGAUCACUGACUUCCUGGAUGUCUCCAUGGAGCUGGGCUGCUUCCUGGCCGGAGCUCUGCUGUCCUCGCAGGGUCACAUGGUCACAGGGGAGGUCAUGGGAUGCAUUGAGCCAAUCAGAGACUUCCUCACUAUCAUCUUUUUCGCUUCUAUCGGUUUCCACGUGUUCCCGUCUUUUGUGGUGUAUGAACUCACCAUCCUGGUGUCGCUGACGCUCUCACUCGUCAUAUUGAAAUUUCUGAUGGCCGUGCUGGUGCUGUCGGUGCUCCUGCCUCCGUGCUCUCGCAACAUCCGGUGGAUCGUAUCGGCCGGACUCGCCCAGGUCAGCGAGUUCUCCUUCGUGCUGGGCAGCCGAGCGCGUCGAGCCGGCAUCAUCUCCAGAGAGGUGUACCUGCUGGUCCUCAGUGUCACGACUCUCAGUUUGCUGCUGGCUCCGCUCCUCUGGAAGGUUACUACCUACACCUGGGUUCCUCGAGCUGAGCGCAGAACGGUCACAUGACCGCACAGACUUCAGGACCAGACGGUUCCCGUGUGAAGUUUAGAGGCUCACAAAACCUCAAGUCUUAAUUCACUCACAGAACUGCCUUUUUUUCCUUCUUUUCCACAACUUCCUCUUUUCUUUUUUUUUAUUUCUCCUUGGUCUUCUUUAUUUAAUACACUGAUUAUGGCUUAGAAAAGAGAAAAUAACUUAUUGCAUUCCGACUUGAGAUCUGAAAAAACAAACCCUCAUUGAGAGAGUUUUCUUUUUAUUCUGUAUCAUUCUUUGUUUUCUAGAUGACAAGCUUGAACCUUUCAACUCAACAUAAACAGUACUGUAUUUAAUGUGACCUGCUUGACAUGCUUUAAGGUUAUAGCUUUUAAUAAUAAUUAAAAAAAACAAAACAAUGCUCUAACUCCACAGUGAAACUCCUGCAGGAUGCUCAGCAAGCACAGUUCAGAGCUGAAGCACAAAAGACUAAAGGCCUUCCGGCUUUGAUACACUUAAAAGAGUGUGCAAGUAUUUAUGUAGGAAUAUAUAAUAUAAAGUUUACUUUUUUGAACCAAAUUCAGUGAUCAUUCCUUUCAUUACUUUAAAUUUUCUCAUGUUGUUUACAAAGUUAUAUAUAAAUGAAUUAACUUUUUCUCAUAGAUUGUAUUUUUUGUACGAACACAAUAAAUUUCCAUCUUUCUUAUAGUUAUUUUUCAGUCAGCAUCAGGUGCUUCAGGUUUAGUUUGCUGCUUUUGAUUGAAGUAAAAACAUCUGUCUGCUGUAAACAACAGUACCACGUUGAUGUAAAAUGUACUACUGUGAAUUUAGGUGAGAUUAUACACUACUGUUACUGGAAAACUGCAGCAAAACGGCACCGAGUUCCCACAAUCCCUCCAAGUUUUAGGACACCCUGGUGCAGCUGACUGCGUUAUAGAGCCGAGAAUGUAGAUGAUGAAUAUCCGAAGAGAAACUCGCGUAUCCGCUGAAGUUACAUUUAAGGAAAAAAAACCUGCACUAGUUACCACUGAAUGUCAAACUUAUGUGCCUGCUCAGCACGUCUCUGCGCUCAACAGGUGACUCUGAAGACCUGGCUGUGAGAGGCCACAUCUCGUGCUGAAAACGUCUGUCUUAUAAGUCGUAGUGUGUCAUGUUGACUCCAGCGUCAUGUUCCUGCCGUGUGCUUUUGAGAAAAGAGAGGCUGUUCGCUUUUAUCUGUAUGUGUGAUGCUCUGAGGCACAAAUACAGGCUCCUUCCUAUCCAGAUUUUAUGUUUUCUUCAGUUUUUCAGCAAAAAAAAUGUAAUUCAGAAGGAAAAAUUUUCCUUUUUCUUACUUUUUUAAUGUUUAAUUUUUUUUUUAAAUAAAGUGUGUCCUU
Salarias fasciatus (jewelled blenny) is the source of this 3979-nucleotide messenger RNA. RefSeq names its product transmembrane and coiled-coil domains 3 (gene slc9d1). The coding region runs from base 612 to 2636 and encodes 674 amino acids. The transcript is spliced from 16 exons. Gene Ontology annotation, molecular function: potassium:proton antiporter activity. Lineage: Eukaryota; Metazoa; Chordata; Actinopteri; Blenniiformes; Blenniidae. The record is from RefSeq and is a predicted model, not a curated record. Gene Ontology annotation, cellular component: membrane. Gene Ontology annotation, biological process: proton transmembrane transport; potassium ion transmembrane transport.